GUGGGGACAGCGCAGAGUCCGGGAUCCUGGCCGGCACUUGGGGGCCGAGGGGCACUCUGAAGCUGCCAGACAUGAUGUUUUGGAGUCUCCUUUCCCUCCUUCUCUUUGCCGCGGCCGGCGGGACCCCUAUUGGGGACCAGGAGGAGGAUAUCCAAGUGCAGGAGAACUUUGAUGCUGAGCGGAUGUAUGGGAAGUGGUAUGACAUUGCUAUCGCUACGACCUGCAAAUGGAUGAAGAACUAUAAGGAAAAAUUCAAUAUGGGCACACUGGUGCUGGGCCCUGGUCUGAGUGACGAUCAGAUCAGUACCAUCAGCACCAGGCUCCGGCAAGAUGACUGCACCCAUGUUUCAGGAGAAUACCAGAAAACCAGCACUCCUGGCAGAUACACCUACUAUAACCCCAAAUGGGAUGUGUCUAUCAAGUCCUACGUGCUUCGCACCAACUACGAAGAAUACGCUGUCAUUCUGAUGAAGAAGAAAAGUAGCUUUGGUCCAACCACUACGCUGAAGCUGUAUGGGAGGAGCCCAGAGCUGAGGGACGACCUAAUUGAAGCUUUCCAGCAGCUGGCUCUGGAGAUGGGCAUCCCCGAGGACUCCAUCUUCAUCCUGGCUAACAAAGGUGAAUGCAUCCCCCAGGAGACCGCAACUGCACCCGAGAGGGUGCGGAGAGCAGUCCUGCCCCCCGAGGAGGGCUCAGCUGCAGGCUCCUUGCCCCUUUACGUCGGCAAUAAGGAAGAUUCCUGCAGGCUGAACAGAGACCCUGGUCCUUGCAGCGGGAUGCUCACCCGCUUCUUCUACAACUCCUCCUCCAUGGCCUGUGAAACCUUCCUCUACGGCGGCUGCCUGGGCAACGGCAACAACUUCUACUCGGAGAAGGAGUGCCUGCAGGCCUGCAGGACGGAGGCUGCCUGCAGGCUGCCCGUUGUCCAGGGUCCCUGCCAGAAGCCGGUGAUACGCUGGGCCUUCGAUGCAGCCCAGGGCAAGUGCAUCACUUUUAACUACGGAGGCUGCAAGGGCAACGGGAACCAGUUCUACUCGGAGAAGGAGUGCAAGGAGUACUGCGGGGCUCCCCCGCUGGGAGAGGACGAGGAGUUUCUGAAUUUGUCAAACUGAUGCGGGGCGGAGGACGAGCUGCCUGCACCGAGCACGGCAGCCCGGACCGCACAGGAAGGCGCUGGGAGCAGCCCCGGCGCGUCGCCUGCACAGCCACGGCCGUGGCCACGCAGUAAAUGUCUCUAACGUGACUAAA
Dromaius novaehollandiae (emu) is the source of this 1248-nucleotide messenger RNA. It is a transcript of the gene AMBP, whose product is annotated as alpha-1-microglobulin/bikunin precursor. The transcript is spliced from 10 exons. Bases 72 to 1112 code for a protein of 346 amino acids. Gene Ontology annotation, molecular function: serine-type endopeptidase inhibitor activity. NCBI's taxonomy places the organism in Eukaryota, Metazoa, Chordata, Aves, Casuariiformes, Dromaiidae. The record is from RefSeq and is a predicted model, not a curated record.